Botrytis cinerea B05.10 is the source of this 1205-nucleotide messenger RNA. RefSeq lists its product as hypothetical. NCBI's taxonomy places the organism in Eukaryota, Fungi, Ascomycota, Leotiomycetes, Helotiales, Sclerotiniaceae. The record is from RefSeq and is a predicted model, not a curated record. The coding region runs from base 117 to 908 and encodes 263 amino acids. The transcript has 2 exons.
GACUUCUGUGACUUCCACGCCCAGCUUUUCUCUUUUCAAAUCGCCAUCUGCACUCACUCUGUUCCUUCUGAUACCAGAUACUCUCUGUCGCUACUGUUCUGUUUCGGGUUGCGAUUAUGGCCUCACUCCGUGUUCUGAUUUUUGGUGGAAAUGGUGGCAUUGGCCAACUGAUCGUUGACUCGAUGCUUACAAGAUCCUGGCACGUUACUAGUGUCAUCAGAGAUUCGAGACAAAAAGCAGACGCUCUUCGGUUAGGGCCAAAAAAAGGUCCCAAAGCCGACAUCCUCGUUUGUGAUCUAGCACGGAUGAAGGAUGAAGACGCCAGUAAGAUCCUCACGCAAGUCAAGCCCAACUAUGUUGUGUUCGCAGCAGGGAGCAUGACCAAUGUUAAUGCCGUUGAUCGAGAUGCAGCGAAAAAGAUUAUCAAGGCAGCAGUUAGUACUCUCGAAGUUACAAAAUUCCUCAUGAUAUCAUUUCCUGCCUCGCGCCGAAAGAAGGCGCCUUGGUGGGACAACACUGAUUACCAAGCUUUUCUCGACGAGACAAGAGCAUAUCCAGAGAUAGCGGAGGCUAAGCUGAACGCUGAUGAGUACCUGGUGGCCAUGGCCAAGCAGAGGAAUGAUGAGAGCCCGGAUUCUUUUCAAGCAAUUAGCUUACGACCCAGCUGGCUUUCCAACGCUCCUAGUGGUAGAGUUCAUUUGGGCAAAACCAAAUUUUCAGGACGGGUAUCGCGUGCCGAUGUUGCUGCCGUAGCUGUCAGUCUUCUUUCACGAAGUGAUGCUUCAGGCUGGUUUGAUCUCGUGGAUGGCAGUGAUGAUGUUGAAUCCGCUGUGAAUAAUGCGGUACAAAACAACUUAAAUUCUAUCCAUGGGGAGGAUCUUGAGCAGAUGUAUUGUAAAGUAAGAUAGAGCCGAGCUAACUUGGGUCGGACGGAGUGGUCCUUGAACUAUUUGCAAAACAGCCUUAUCGAGUCUUUACUUCCGGCCAUAUCUUAGCGACACCACUCGCUUUGAAGUGACCUCUAGAUUCUAGGAAUGUUCCCUUCUAUUCGAUUCUAUGACUCGCCACCACUUUAUAAUUCCGAACUGGGGCGGGAAUAUCUACGGAUCUAAAACAAUGAAAACUUUCACCACAUAGAAGAAUUAUAUGGGCAACACCACCUGAUACUAAGUAAUUCAACCAAAUCUAAACCCCUGAUCAGUCCA